AGCUCGAGAGAAAAGCGGAGACGGGCAGACAUCAUUUCUCUCUCAGAGCCCUUUGGACUAUCCACACGAAGGCAAAGAGCCAAGAAAUAAAACAAAAAAUUCUGAACAGUAAUAUAUUUAUCUAAAUUAAUUUAGAAAAAUUAGCCAUGGCCGACACAGCUGUUGACACAACCGCAACUGCAGAGGUUACAGCCAAGGAGCUGAAAGAGAAGAAAGAAGCAGACGUGAAGGAGAAGGACAAGAAGAAGGAGGAGGAGGAGGAGGAGAAGGAGAAGAAGACCGACAACGGGGACGCACCUGCCAAUGGCACAAAUGGUGCUGAUCACAGUGACAAAGUGGAAAAAAAGAAAGAGGAGAAACACAAGAAUGGAGAUGGAGAUGCAGAGGAGGCGCCCCCUGCUGAGGAGACUGAUGCACAGCCUGUGAAGCGUGCAGCGGAAGAGGAGGAGGAGGAAGAGGAGGAGGAAAAGGUGGAGACAAAAAAGCAGAAGACAGAGGAAAAUGGAGAUUCAAAAGAGGCAGAAGUGAAGGCUUAGGUCUCUGUCCUUCUACUUGUUUGCAGCACUGUCCCACCGGCCUGGUCAACAUCCUGUUGUAGAGCUUGUGCUUUCUAUACCUUUUGAGAAAUAUUUCUUUUUGUUUGCUCCCAUGUUAUCACAUUGCACUGGAGUCCUGAAACAUAGUGGCCCUGCAUCCUUUUUUUUUAUGAAAUGUUAUUUAUUGGUCUUUAAAAUGAGCUUUUUUUUUUACUUGUACAAAUUGGGCCACACCAUGAGAUCAUUUUGUUUUCAUUUCUUGAGGUUUUAUAUCAGUAUGUUCGAAGCACAAUCUCUAUUAUGUCAGUGCUGACCAGAUGAUUCAUACGUACAGGCAGCUGCUCAACUCCUCCAUGGCUCAUGUUGACCUCUCGGAUUCACUUAAGGACCAAAGAUAAGUUUUAAGCAGGGGCUAAUGGACAGUUGUUAGCAUUAUUAGUUGAGGCAUCAUUUUUUUCUUGUGUUGAGCUGCUUGUUAAUCCUUGGCUUGGCUGCCCUGUUAACAUAACAGAUGGUGCAAAUGAAUAAAGGGGCUCUGUCUUGCGCCUCCAUGAUAAGAUCUCUUGACCUUGUUUAAUGGAGGCAGGAUUUUGCAAUGUUAAUUAACCCCUCUUAAAUCUUAAAGCUUUGGUCAUUUGUUCUGUAUGCAUUCCACGCAAGUUUGUACCAUUUAUACUUUGUUUUUCUUACAAUUUCAAUGAGUUUUAUGUUAUGGCUGGGUAGCCCAGUUUUGUGUCCAAGACUGCCUUUUUCCGAACCAGAAUGACAUUCGGUUACUUCAGCCACUGCUUUGUAUAUUCUGAUUAACAAAUAAAUUGUCUUUUUACUUAA
Molecule: messenger RNA, 1367 nt
Organism: Anoplopoma fimbria (sablefish)
Lineage: Eukaryota; Metazoa; Chordata; Actinopteri; Perciformes; Anoplopomatidae
Product: prothymosin alpha
Exons: 5
Coding region: 147-536 (129 amino acids)
Source: RefSeq, a predicted model, not a curated record